AUGUCGACCCCGGCCUAUGUCCCACCUCCCCCGCCGCCGAUACCCAAGCGGCCUACGGCUGUGACCACAGACUCGGAGAAGAAGGGUCCAACAAUAUGGGAGCGAACGAAGGGUGCCUCGAACACUGCGUACGAGAGAGGAUUGAAGCCAGGCUUCAACAAGGUCUACAAUGUCGUCGACAAGUUGGGUGCGCCCGUCAACCGCCUGUCUAACAAGAUGGGUUCAGAGGCCUUCUGGCCGACGACGAUGGAUAAGGAGUCGGAGAAGGCUGCGAGAAUCUUGAGAGGAUUUGUCAAGGACGGUUUCUAUGAGCAAGUCGACAGCGAUGAUGCGGAGCGAGUGGCUACCAGACAGGAACGAUCAGGUGUGACACAAGAAGGCGUGCCAAAAGGUAAGCAGCGAGUGGUGGUCAAGAUCCCCACAAAGGUGAUCAAGAAUGCUGUCGGCCUCGUUAUAUUUACGACAAUGCGCACGGGCUGGGUGCUGGGUGGCUCAGGUGGUUCGGGAGUGUUGGUCGCUAGGCAUCCGGAGACCGGCGAAUGGAGUCCUCCCAGCGGUGUUCAGACUCAGAAUCUUUCCGUCGGAUUCCUGAUUGGCGUCGACAUCUACGACACAGUGCUCGUCAUCAACACGUACAAGGCAUUAGAGGCAUUCACCAAAUUACGGUGCACAUUAGGAACAGAGGUCGGUCUUGCGGCGGGCCCGGUGGGCAUCGGAGGCGCCCUCGAUUCAGAAAUCGCAAAGCGCCAGGCUCCUAUAUUCUCUUACGUCAAGAGUCGGGGACUGUAUGCUGGGGUGGCAUUGGAAGGCAAUCUGGUCAUUGAAAGGACUGACGAGAACAAGAAGUUCUAUGGCUACGACAUAACGGCACAAGAGAUCCUCAUCGGGAGAGUCAUCGCUCCCCCAAGAGAUGAGUAUCAAGUCUUGAUGGACACAUUGAGAGCUGCGCAGGGUGACGACGUGGACGAGUCUUUGUUGCCAGAGAGUGGCAUGGCUCCUAGUGACUUCGAAAUCGAUGACAACGCUGACAAAGGCCCAACAUUCGGCAUACCUGAGGCGGACGACGACGAUCCAUACGGUGUGAAGGCGCUCGAGGCAGAGGGCCUAGUUAUACGCGAAGCCGGUACUCACCAAAGACCAGCUGCUGACGCAUUCAAUUUCAAUCCUUCGCCAUCUUCUCCCAUCUACGGCCAUUUUUCGCGCAAUAGUGUUGACGGCAGAAGUUCCAUAAGAAGCAAGACAUGGCGAGACAGCACCGCCAGUCUAGCCAUGUCAGAUCGCGGCGUCCAGACAGAUGAAGGCGAACUCGAUUCACCAAAACGAAGCAGUCGACUAAGCAGUGUCAGCCGCCAAGUGAGUCCACCGAAGAAAGUUGAAGAGAAAAUGGACGAAAACGUGACUGGCACCGAGAGGCACGAAUCACCGGAAGGUCAACGACGAGAUUCCUUCUCAGACAUUGACUCUGACGUUGAGAUCCAUGAGGUGAACCCAGUUGUUAUGAAGGCGAGAACGGUGAAAACAGUGAAUUCGCCCAAGCGAGGUCCUCCUCCAGCACUACCUCCACGGAACCCUGGCCGAGUCGUGUCGCCAUCGCCGUUGCACGAAGAUUCACCAGCAGACGAUCCGAGCGACGGCUUCUCCAAGAUCGAUCUGAAUGGUGAUGUGCCUACGGCCAAUACGGCAAGCGAGAAACGGGAUCUGAGCCCCGAACGAGCGCCUAGCACCAUAGACGAGGACAAAUUCGAGAGCAUUCCCAAUACACCAAUAAGGGAAAAGGACGAGAACGAUGCGCUGAAGAAAGAGCCGAUGAAUGACAAAGACGGUUGGGGUUCGGUGUAA
Messenger RNA from Cyphellophora attinorum, 1839 nucleotides. RefSeq names its product SH3 domain-containing YSC84-like protein 1. Gene Ontology annotation, molecular function: phosphatidylinositol binding. Bases 1 to 1839 code for a protein of 612 amino acids. NCBI's taxonomy places the organism in Eukaryota, Fungi, Ascomycota, Eurotiomycetes, Chaetothyriales, Cyphellophoraceae. The transcript has 2 exons. The record is from RefSeq and is a predicted model, not a curated record.